CAUCCUCUGAUCUCGUCUUCAAACUGUUAACACUGAAUCUGAAUUCCAACCCAAACCAAUAAAUUCCCCACAAUUUGCUACUUUAAAGUUUAAGCAACAGAGUCCUAAAAUUUGUAGCCAUUAAUCAGCGUAGAAAUAUAGCAGCAGAAUUCUUUCGAAUUAUAUUUAUAGAAAAAAAUGGUGAACAGAGGCCACAGGACAACAAGAAGAACAUCUCAUUUCUCAAUCACUCUCUAUAUUUUCCUCCUCUUUGUUUUCUCAAUAUUCGUUUUCGUUUUGUACUCUAAAGAUAUAUCAGAAGAUGAGCAAAAUCGUCUCGUAGUAUCGGAGAAGAAGGAGCCCGAAUCCGAAGAGAAUGCAGAUAAUUCUGUCUGGGAAACUUCACACAGUCAUGGUUUACAUCCAUGUGUCAAGCCAACUGUGAGAUAUAAAGCUGCUCUAGGAUGGAAUCGCUACUUGACUGUAAAAAGUAAUGGUGGAUUAAAUCAAAUGAGGACGGGUAUAGCUGACAUGGUGGCAGUGGCACACGUAAUGAAUGCAACUUUGGUAAUUCCUCAAUUGGACAAGCGAUCGUUCUGGCAAGAUUCAAGUACAUUUUCAGAUAUAUUUGAUGAGAACCAUUUCAUUGAAACAUUACAAGGGGACCUCAGGAUUCUUAAAGAGCUUCCCAAAGAAAUAGAAUCAUUACCUCGAGCUAGGAAGCACUUUACGUCAUGGUCAGGAAUGGGUUACUAUGAAGAAAUGACACAAUUGUGGAAGGAGCAUCAGGUAAUUCAUGUUGCUAAAUCUGAUUCUCGCCUUGCAAACAAUGAACUGCCUCUUGAUAUUCAGAGAUUAAGAUGUCGUGCUCUAUAUAAUGCUCUCCGCUUCUCUCCUCCUAUUGAGAGACUUGGAAAGAAGCUUGUGGACCGGCUCCGAACAAGAGCAAAUAGAUAUGUUGCACUCCAUUUGAGAUAUGAGAAGGACAUGCUGUCUUUUACUGGCUGUACUUACGGUCUUACUGAACUAGAAGCAGAGGAGCUUCGCGUGAUGAGAGAGAAUACAAAUCAUUGGAAGAUUAAGGUUAUCAACUCAACUGAACAGAGAAUUGAUGGUUUCUGCCCUCUCACUCCAAAGGAGGUUGGAUUAUUUCUUCAGGCUCUUGGUUAUCCUCUGUCAACAUUGAUUUAUAUUGCUGCCGGAGAAAUUUAUGGUGGUAACACUCACCUCUCAGAGCUCACAUCUCGCUUUCCUAAUGUUAUUUUCAAGGAAAUGCUGGCAACGCCAGAAGAACUGAGAGGGUUUGCCAAUCAUGCCUCACAAACUGCAGCACUCGAUUAUCUCAUCUCUGUAGAGAGUGAUGUUUUCAUUCCAUCACACUCAGGUAAUAUGGCAAGAGCAGUUGAGGGGCACCGCAGAUUCUUAGGCCACCAAAAAACAAUCACUCCUGACAGGAAAGGCUUAGUUGAAAUAUUUGAUAAGCUGGAAGCUGGUCAGCUUGAAGGACCAUCAUUUUCACAUCUUGUCAAGCAUUUGCAUAAGAACAGGCAAGGCGCUCCAAGAAAAAGAGCUGGUGCUCCCCCGGGAGUCAAAGGUCGAGCAAGAUCAAGAUUGGAAGAGCCGUUUUACCAAAAUCCACAUCCGGAGUGUAUAUGCAGUUCUAGAACCCAAGUGGGAAAAUAAAGGGGUUACUUCUUGUCUGCUUCCAGCCAGCAGGUCUCUCUUGUUCUCAGUCAUCUAAAUGCCUGAAAUCAUAUUUUUUCAACCAUCUUAUUCAACUUCAGUUUCUCUGUUCCUGAUUAUUUGUUGGCCAUUUUAUCUAUGGUGGGAUGGCGGUAACUAAGCUUUCAAUUUUUGUACAUUAGACUAGUGAUUAAGUAUCUUGGUACAUAUGCAAUAUGGCCUUUUCUUGUCCAUCUCUGGCACUCAAUCCCUCUUGCACCAAAUGUUUUUCAGUAUUUAUCUUUGUAAACAAAUAAUGGUAUAUUGGAAUUAGGAGCAAAAACUGUUUAA
This is a messenger RNA of Nicotiana tabacum (common tobacco), 1992 nucleotides long. RefSeq names its product O-fucosyltransferase 38. Gene Ontology annotation, cellular component: nucleus; cytoplasm. The record is from RefSeq and is a predicted model, not a curated record. NCBI's taxonomy places the organism in Eukaryota, Viridiplantae, Streptophyta, Magnoliopsida, Solanales, Solanaceae.